AUGCUGAAAUUGAAGGUUGGGUUGAAGGGACUGGAAUAUCUGAUCAGCAAAUGGGAUGACGAGACGACUCAGUGCAACUAUGCAGAGCUCUCUAGAGAUCUUCUUUCUUCCAAGAACAAGGCAGAGUUGCUGGACGCAGCCAAAACCAAUGCGCUCUUCGACAAAGACAACAAAUACAUGAUCGUCAAGUGCAAACGUAAUCCAACAGUGAUUCGAUCCUUCCUCGGCCUCGCUUCAUCGGAAGACCCGCUUCACCGAGCUCCUUCGAACAUCGCAAAGUUUAGAAAGUUUGUGAAUCCUGACCGCCUUGAUGCCUACAUCGAGGCAGAAGAGAAUUUCGCAAGGUUGAUUGCCAGUGCCGACGCCAUGGCUUAUGGCUCAUCCUUUGGAGAUUUUUCCGCUAACAACGAAUUCAAGAAGGGUGAAAGACCCGAUAAAAAAACUGAGCAGUUUCUCAUGAAUGCCAAGAACGACAUCGAACAGGCCCGUUCAGCUCUUGCUGUAAUCGUUGAGUCACUGGAGAUCUGA
Molecule: messenger RNA, 528 nt
Organism: Guillardia theta CCMP2712
Lineage: Eukaryota; Cryptophyceae; Pyrenomonadales; Geminigeraceae
Exons: 9
Coding region: 1-528 (175 amino acids)
Source: RefSeq, a predicted model, not a curated record